AUGUAUACCCGGGUGUUUGCGGCGCUCUCCUUGGCCAGCGCAGUGCUGGGCCAGCAGGUGGGAACCAACACGGCCGAGAAGCACCCCUCGCUGCCUAUACAGGUGUGCACCGCCACCGGGUCCUGCACCAAGGAGAACACUGCCGUGGUCCUGGAUGCAAACUGGCGGUGGACGCACGUCACGACGGGCUACACCAACUGCUACAGCGGCAGCGACUGGAACACGACGGCGUGCCCGGACGGCAAGACGUGCGCGGCCAACUGCGCCAUCGACGGGGCCGACUACGCCAAGACGUACGGCGUGACGACUCCCUCGGACGGCGCGCUCAAGCUGCAGUUCGUGACCAAGAACGACAACGGCGCCAACGUCGGCUCGCGUCUGUAUCUGAUGGCCAGCGACACAAAGUACCGCCUCUUCAACCUGCUCAACAAGGAGUUCACCUUUGACGUCGACGUGUCCAAGCUCCCCUGCGGCCUCAACGGCGCCGUCUACUUCUCCGAGAUGGACGAGGACGGCGGCCUGGCCCGCUUCUCCGGCAACAAGGCCGGCGCAAAGUACGGCACCGGCUACUGCGACAGCCAGUGCCCCUCCGACAUCAAGUUCAUCGACGGCGAGGCCAACUCGGAGGGAUGGAAGUCUGGCACGGGCAAGUACGGCGCGUGCUGUGCUGAGAUGGAUAUCUGGGAGGCGAACCUCGACUCGACGGCCUACACGCCGCACCCGUGCAAGGUGAAUACGCAGACGCGGUGCGAGGGGACCGACUGCGGCAACGGGGACGAUCGGUACGCGGGUAUGUGCGACAAGGACGGCUGCGACUUCAACAGCUUCCGCAUGGGCAACCAAAAGUUCUACGGCACCGGCGCCGACAUGUCGGUUGACACGUCCAAGCCCUUCACCAUCGUCACGCAGUUUGUCACCGACGACGGCACCGACACGGGCACCCUCCAGAGCAUCCACCGCUUCUACGUCCAGGGCGGCAAGGUCAUUCCCAACUCGGUUUCCGAGAUUGGAGGCGUAGACGCCGUCAACCACAUCAGCGACGACUUCUGCAAGCAGCAAAAGACUGUGUUUGGCGACAAAAACUACUUUGGCACACUGGGCGGCAUGGCGGCCAUGGGCAAGUCGCUCGAGAAGAUGGUGCUGGUCCUCAGCGUGUGGGACGACUAUGCCGUGUCUAUGAACUGGCUCGACAGCCACUUCCCGGCCGACGCGGACCCGACCAAGCCUGGCGUCACCCGGGGGCGCUGCGACCCCGAGGCCGGCGUGCCGAAGACGGUCGAGGCUGCCCACCCCGACGCCUCGGUCAUCUACUCCAACAUCAAGCUGGGGGCUAUCAACUCGACGUUUACGGCGGGCAACUAG
This is a messenger RNA of Lasiosphaeria miniovina, 1362 nucleotides long. Its product is annotated as glycoside hydrolase. The transcript has 6 exons. Gene Ontology annotation, molecular function: hydrolase activity, hydrolyzing O-glycosyl compounds. The coding region runs from base 1 to 1362 and encodes 453 amino acids. NCBI's taxonomy places the organism in Eukaryota, Fungi, Ascomycota, Sordariomycetes, Sordariales, Lasiosphaeriaceae. The record is from RefSeq and is a predicted model, not a curated record. Gene Ontology annotation, biological process: carbohydrate metabolic process.